This is a messenger RNA of Penaeus indicus, 446 nucleotides long. Its product is annotated as chelonianin-like. The transcript has 4 exons. Gene Ontology annotation, cellular component: extracellular region. The coding region runs from base 61 to 336 and encodes 91 amino acids. NCBI's taxonomy places the organism in Eukaryota, Metazoa, Arthropoda, Malacostraca, Decapoda, Penaeidae. The record is from RefSeq and is a predicted model, not a curated record. Gene Ontology annotation, molecular function: peptidase inhibitor activity.
AGAUGCUGUGCCCCACACUCCUCCGUCGUGCGCAGCGCAGAGCAGGAUCUGAUUCCCAAAAUGGUCAGCAUCAAGGAAAUUCUGAUCGUGUCCGUGCUGGUGGCCGCGGUGGCUGUUUCUCCCGCUGAUGCUGUUCCAACGAGACACGCUAGGCCCCGUCCUACUCCUAGUCCCAGGCCAGGAACGUGCCCGGAUACGAGCGACAUCUUCACCCCCUGCGUCGUGACAGAACGGAACUGUUUCUCGGACAGCGAGUGCGGACCCGGCCAGAAGUGCUGUCCGAUUGGCUGCGGGAAAGAGUGCCUGGCUGUGGUUCCUUACGGCGGUGGAAGGUAAAGGGGACACAUUUCAACCUGAUGAUGUCAUAGCGCAUCACGAUUGGCUCAAAGUCUUCUUGGGAAGAUCACUGUGUCAUGAGUCAUUGCAAAUAAAAUUGUGUGGUUUAU